This is a messenger RNA of Zychaea mexicana, 1831 nucleotides long. RefSeq lists its product as uncharacterized. The transcript has 7 exons. Gene Ontology annotation, molecular function: Hsp70 protein binding. NCBI's taxonomy places the organism in Eukaryota, Fungi, Mucoromycota, Mucoromycetes, Mucorales, Lichtheimiaceae. Bases 43 to 1515 code for a protein of 490 amino acids. The record is from RefSeq and is a predicted model, not a curated record. Gene Ontology annotation, biological process: protein refolding. Gene Ontology annotation, cellular component: cytoplasm.
CUUGCUCUCUCUUUCACUUUCCACUUCUUCAAGUUACAGCAAAUGGUCAGCAUGAGCUCCAACAAUCUCAAGCUAACCAAGCUUUACAGUACCCUUGGUUUAUAUACUGGCACCACAGCGCUUGAAGUUCGAAAUGCAUACUUGAAGCUGGCUCGAAGAUAUCAUCCAGACAAAAACCCCAACGGACAGGCCAUGUUUAUUGAAAUCUCAAGUGCUUAUCACAUCUUGGUCGAUCCUGAACGCCGUGCGCAGUUCCUCGACAUUGAUGAUGACCACAUGUAUCGCGCUCAGGUGACAAACUACGUUGAUGCCUUUGCUGAAAUAAUUGCUGAGUCUGUCAGCCGUCAAUCAGAGAGACGUCGUUUUGAGAAAUCGUGCAGGGAUGCUGACAUUGGCUUGAAUCUAUAUGUACACCAAACUGUUUCGCUUGAAGAAAUUUAUCUUGGACGGGAACUGACCAUUAAAUAUGUACGCAUGGUCAUAUGUCAGCAAUGUCACGGACGUGGCAAAAAGCCGACCCAAGUGCAAUGCAGCAACUGUCAAGGCAGAGGCAAAGUCAACACUACUCGUCGAAAGAAAAAGAAGCGUGGCUACACCUACAGUGUUGUUGAUGUAUGCUGCAGACUAUGCUCGGGAUCAGGUCGCGCUGGUGAAUUCAUAAAGUGUGACAAGUGUCAAGGCGACAGAUACGUCGAAGCUCAAGCGACUGUCCAGGCCAAAAUACCUAUGGGCGGUCCUAUCCAUGGCAAGUUGCGCAUUCCUAAGCGAGGCCAUGAAACGCUUGGCGAGCGAACCGUCUUGAGCGACUUGAUUGUCUUGGUGCACCUGCGUCAUCAUCCUCAGUUGUCUUGGAUAGGCGGUUCGACCAUCAUGGCUCGUGUAUCCAUCUCCUUGACAGAGGCAUUACUGGGUUUUGACCGUGUGCUGUUUGAGCAUUUGGACGGCCGCAAGAUCAAGGUAUCGCAUCCAGCUAGCAGAAUCAUCCAACCAGGCACGAUUAAGCGAAUUCCUGGUGAAGGCAUGCGGUUCCUUGCCGCCACGGGCAAGCAGAAUGGUGAUCUUAUGGUGCAGUUUAAAGUGGAUUUUCCAGACAAGCUUACAGCCCUGUCGUCCGACAAAGUCGAUCAAUUGGCAAGUAUUCUUGGUCCUUUGCGCUUAUCGAACGACGCACCAUUCCAGUUUGAACGUUCUACUGAAAAUGGCUCGCUGUGUGGUCGCUAUCGCGCUUCUCACUCUGAUGCGUCUUCCACGAUGAAUGGGUCCAAUGACAUUGUGAUCGAGCGAAGCAUGAUCGACGACACUUUGGAUGAUGAUAUUGACACGGACUUGCUUCAGAUGCGCAGGGAUGGAUUCUGUGCUCACUGCGGCACGACGCCCCUGUUUGACGAAAAGAUGUUUGGGGGCAUGGCCACUUGCUGUGCCGACAGUACUGCUGAAUUGCUUUUUGAUUCUGCUGAUGUCUUUGGUACGGACAGCGACAACGAUGCUAUUUUCAACGAAAACAUCUACGGCUAAUGGAAAAGGAAUUGCUAUCAGGCAUUUAUAUGAAAAAAAUCCAACAGCAACUGAAAAACAUUAGUUUUGCUGCAGUACACACCAUAUGAAACUGGUUGCAUUAGUGUCUGAUCAAUAAAAAAGAAAGUUUGCAUGUUUCAAAGGGAAAUUGACGAAGUAACCGGAAAAGAUGCUUUGUGCAUGACGCAAGAUGCGUGGCAGAUGGUAGUACAAGAAGCUGCAGGCGAUCAUUUAAGCUCUUACUGUUCUACGUUCUGUGACUUGGGAAAAUGCAUUUUAAAGGCCUCGGAUGCCACGAUGCAUGGUAUCCGUUUUU